ACCGGAAGUUCUCUAUGUUGUCAUCCGUCGAGAGGCUGGAAUCAGGAAGUGGACUUUUCAUGUACUGUUUUGAUUGAGUUCGUCGCUGUUCAGCUGUCUAAUUUACAAGUUUAAAAUGGGUCUUUUUGGAAAAACACAAGAGAAACCACCGAAGGACCUUAUCAAUGAAUGGUCUCUCAAAAUCAGAAAAGAAAUGAGGGUUAUUGACAGACAGAUUCGAGAUAUUCAAAGAGAGGAGGAGAAGGUGAAGAGAUCGAUCAAAGAUGCUGCAAAGAAGGGACAGAGAGAUGUCUGCAUCAUCCUCGCCAAAGAGAUGAUUCACUCAAAGAAAGCCAUCAACAAGCUGUACGCCUCUAAAGCCCAAAUGAACUCUGUGCUGCUCAGUAUGAAGAAUCAGUUGUCUGUGUUAAGAGUGGCUGGUGCCAUGCAGAAGAGCACAGAGGUCAUGAAGGCCAUGAACAGCCUGGUUAAAAUCCCAGAGAUUCAAGCCACCAUGACGGAGCUCUCAAAAGAGAUGAUGAAGGCUGGAAUCAUAGAGGAGAUGCUGGAGGAUACACUGGAAGGGAUGGAUGAUGAGGAGGAAAUGGAGGAAGCAGCAGAGGCUGAGGUUGAUAAGAUCCUCUUUGAGAUUACAGCUGGUGCACUUGGAAAAGCACCCAGCAAAGUCACAGAUGCCCUGCCUGAACCAGUGCCGAUUGGAGCCACAGCAGCCUCAGAAGGGGAGGAAGAAGAAGAAGAAGAAGAUAUCGAGGGGAUGCAGUCCAGGCUAGCAGCGCUGAGGAGCUAAUAGACCUGAGCUCUAUAGGCAUAGACAACAUAUCUUACUUCCUCUGUAGCUUUUCUUACCCAUAAGUACACUUUGGUACAUUAAAUUUACCACUAAAUUCAGACUUCACAUAAAAUGAACAAAGUUAUAUUGAUAGUGUAUAGUGAAAUAAAAGGAACUCUAUAUUACAUAUAAUAAAGAACAGUGAAGUCUGAUGUUUAGUUGUUAUAUAGUAGCAGGUGGAUGGCUAUUUCAAAUUAUUCACUUUUUACUUAAGCCCAUUUUAUUUCUAGAGAUUCUGACUUCACUCAUUUGGAUCUAUGCCUAUAGUUAAGCAGCUUGUCCAAGAAUCUAUUGUGUAGUGACGUCAUAUCGGUGUUGGUCGAAAUAAUUUUUGUCUCAAGCCUUAUUUGGGCGAGGUGACUAGUUCUUUCCUAUAUCUGGUAAAUUGUUUUUUACUGACAACUUCAUGGAAGCCAUUACUUGUAAAUCUUGUACAAAUACUGAAUAUAAAAAUAUAUCUGUUUGCAUUGUUACUUUGUAUGUAAACUUGUUAGCAAGUUAUAAAACAGGCUUUCGGAAUAAAGGAACGGUUGUGGUCAA
Molecule: messenger RNA, 1369 nt
Organism: Cyprinus carpio (common carp)
Lineage: Eukaryota; Metazoa; Chordata; Actinopteri; Cypriniformes; Cyprinidae
Product: charged multivesicular body protein 3-like
Biological process (GO): protein transport; endosome transport via multivesicular body sorting pathway; late endosome to vacuole transport
Cellular component (GO): ESCRT III complex; multivesicular body
Source: RefSeq, a predicted model, not a curated record